This is a messenger RNA of Diceros bicornis minor, 4361 nucleotides long. It is a transcript of the gene ALKBH4, whose product is annotated as alkB homolog 4, lysine demethylase. Bases 31 to 939 code for a protein of 302 amino acids. The record is from RefSeq and is a predicted model, not a curated record. Gene Ontology annotation, molecular function: actin binding; oxidoreductase activity; demethylase activity. NCBI's taxonomy places the organism in Eukaryota, Metazoa, Chordata, Mammalia, Perissodactyla, Rhinocerotidae. The transcript is spliced from 3 exons. Gene Ontology annotation, biological process: actomyosin structure organization; protein demethylation; oxidative demethylation. Gene Ontology annotation, cellular component: midbody; contractile ring.
GCGGCUGCGCCCUGGCCCCAGGACGCGGCGAUGGCAGCUGCGGUGGUGGCGGCCCCCGAGAUCCUUCGGGAAUGCGGCUGCAAGGGGAUCCGGACCUGUCUGAUCUGUGAGCGGCAGCGCGGAGGUGACGCGCCCUGGCAGCAUCCACCGCAGAAAACACACCGUUUCAUUUACUACUCUGACACUGGCUGGGCCGUGGGAGCCGAGGAGUCUGACUUCGAGGGCUGGGCCUUCCCCUUCCCGGGUGUGACGCUGAUAGAGGACUUCGUGAGCCAGGAAGAAGAGGCAGAGAUGGUGCAGCUGAUGGACCGGGAGCCCUGGAAGCCCUCACAGUCAGGACGGAGGAAGCAGGACUACGGCCCCAAAGUCAACUUUCGGAAGCAGAAGCUCAAGACCGCUGGCUUCAGAGGCCUCCCCAGCUUCAGCCGGGAGGUGGUGCGGAGGAUGGGCCUCUACCCCCUCCUGGAGGACUUCCGGCCCGUGGAGCAGUGUAACCUGGACUACUGCCCGGAGCGCGGCUCGGCCAUCGACCCCCACCUGGACGACGCCUGGCUUUGGGGGGAGCGGCUGGUGAGCCUCAACCUCCUGUCCCCAACCGUGCUGUCCAUGUCCCGGGAGGCGCCCGGCAGCCUGCUGCUCUGCCUGGCCCCGUCGGGCUUCCCGGAGGCCUUGGUGGAAGGUGUGAUGGCUCCCAGCAGGUCCGUCCUGUGCCAGGAGGUGGAGGUGGCCGUGCCCUUACCCCGCCGCUCUCUGCUCGUGCUCACGGGGGCUGCGCGCCACCAAUGGAAGCACGCCAUCCACCGCAGACACAUCGAGGCCCGCCGCGUGUGCGCUACCUUCAGGGAGCUGUCGGCCGAGUUCUCUCCUGGCGGGAAGCAGCAAGAACUGGGGCAGGAGCUCCGGCAAGUUUCUCUCUCCUUUCAAGGGAGGCCCAUGUGAGCCGCCUCCUGGGGACAGGAGCUGGUGCUGGGCCUGGCUGGGGCCACGGGCUCCAGAGUCGAUGAUGCGCCAGGACUGAAGGGGGGAAGCCCAGCACAAGGGUCUUUCUUCCCAGCCCGUUAGGUUUGAAGAGGAGACUGCGCGACACCCUGGGGCCGUGGUAGGGGGAGCCCUGGUCGGGAGUGGGUUUUGGUGGGAAUGUGUCUCAGGUCUGUCCCCUUUGACCUGCACCGUGCCGACUUGUUUGGGUUACUUAAUUUGCCACAGUUUGAGGGCAGUGGUGUAAUUUGAGCUUAAAAAUGUUGGUACCACUUGAAACCACUUUCCCCUUUCUCCAUCUCUCUAGUGAGGUUUCCCGAAGUCCACCUGCGGUCCCGUCACUUGGGCAGUGUGUUGGACUGGAGAACGGAAUUGGUAGAUUUGAGGUUUUUAUUAUUUCACACUUCAGAGCUGGUGAUAGCUUCUGAGUCAGGCUCUGUCUGGGUCAUGCUUGACCCCUGGGGUGUGGAAUGCAUGAGGACAGGGAACUCUCCUGAGAGUCGGGCAUCCCCCCACCCCCGGCCCCAGUGCUCUUAAAAAGUAGGGGGAAAACGUCUCUUCAGCUCCCAGGACAACACAAGGUGGUUCACUUUGUCUGGAUGGGUGGCUGUCCCAGAGCACCUGCGGCCAAGAGAGGAGCAGGUUGUGGAGGCUGAGGGCAAUAGCGGUGGGCCCUGGGCCUGCGUGACCAGCCCUCUCUCCUGCUGCUUAUAUGACAAAAUACACUCAGCUCACCUGCCACAUGCUGGGAGCCAAACUCGAGGGACCAGGGCCCCAUCACAGCCUAGAAAGGUUCAUGGCCAGCACUGGUCUUCACAGUCAUUCUGGAAUUUUCUUAGAGCUGUCAGGGUAGGGGGAAGCCGCUGGCCGCUGUGCACUAUCUGCAAAGUGGCAUCACAGCUGCUGAGCCACUGGCUUGGAUUGGAGAACCCUGCAGAGACCUAGUGGAGAGGCUGCUUGGGCUUCUCGUGGCUGAGUGAGCCCAGCUGCCGGCGGGGCGGGACGGUGGGCUCCCAGACGCUUUGACACCCCUCCCUGGGUCAGCUCGCUCGGAGCAGGAGAGUGGAAGACUGCUUGUUCCCAGGUACUGUGACCUCCACGCAAGCCCGCACAGACCCAACUCCAGGUCCCUCACUGGGCAUUCAGCUGCAAGCCUGAGUGGAGUGCCAGCUGAUCCUGCUGCAUCUGAGCAGCCGGGCAGGCCUGCAGGCACGGUGGUCUGCUCCACAGGGGCUGGUGGAGAGCCUCUGCCCGACAGGCUGAGCCUGGGAGCAGCCCGCCCCCCUGGGUGGAGCCUGGAAGAUGCUCUGCCAACAAAGGGCUCCAUGGGGAACGCUGCACACCCAGACUUGUCAGGGAGAGGCGUGUUAAGGCUGGGGGCCACUCAGCAAAGCAGCCCAUUACCCCUGGAAUCACCAGUGCUACGAGCACUUGACAGUGGACCCUUCCACUGCAGGGUACACCUCAGGACACGCUCCUUCACGUCACGGUCAAGGUGGUGUCCCUGACUCGGGUUUGUCCUUGAAGCUACUACACGAAGGCCAUCGGGCUGCCUGUGCCGCUGUCUCCCCCAAGCAUCCACUGCUCAUGCCACCUGCUGGGAUGGCGCCCGCUCCUGGGUCCCACAGCCUGAGGGGUGCAACGUCUGUUUAACCCCGUAUUCUGGGUGGCCGUUCCUGCAUUCAGCGCACUGACCUCAAGCACCAGGUGUAUGUUGUGCGGACUGUUUUGUCUGUUCUGUGUUCUUGCAGUCUCAGACUAGGAGACAGCCUGAGUCCAUGGGGAUAUGCUAAUACGGAAGCAUCCUCUUCCAGACUGAGUUGUGGGGAGCUCUGCUGACAUUCCUCAGUCCUCCUGGGCUACAGAGGCAGUCUGCCCCCUGGAUUGGCAGAACUUUUCUAUGCAGUGGUGCCAGCUGCUUUGCACACCUGAUUCCUAGGAGCCCUGGGCCAGAAAGUUAAAAAUAAUAAUAAAGGACAUGGGGCCGGCCCCGGGGGCGCAAGCGGUUAAGUGUGUGCGCUCCGCUGCAGUGGCCUGGGGUUCGCAGUUCGGAUCCUGGGCAUGCACCGACGCACUGCUUGGCAAGCCAUGCUGUGGCAGUGUCCCAUAUAAAGUGGAGGAAGGUGGGCACGGAUGUUAGCCUAGGGCCAGUCUUCUUCAGCAAAAAAAAAAAAAAAAAAAAAAAGGAUUGGCAGAUGUUAGCACAGGGCUGAUCUCCUCACACACACACAAAAAUAAUAAUAAUAAUAAAGGACAAAUUCUUCUCUAGAAGGGGGCCUCUACCUCUACCAAUGUCUGGAAGCUUCCUAAUGAGCAGUCACCAGGCUGUGGGAGGGAUCUGCCCAUUUCUGCUGCCUGGCUAGACCCCAGCCCUGGCCCCAGUGCCACAGGUCCCUGGCGGGGAGAAGGCCCCACGAAACCAGAGCUACGGAGGCUCCUGGAGGCCUGGGGGCCUUCAGGUCAUCCUGUCCAGAGGGUCUCUGGUGGUGCUCACCCCACACAUGGGGCUGCCCCUUGUUGUGUUUCUGGAAUGGGAGAGCCUCACUUGGGAAGGGAAGCAGCAGGCAGAGGCGCUCAUUUCCAUCACGGCUCCACCUGGUGGGAGCCUCGCAGGGUGUCUGGGUCCGAGCGCCCUGCCUGUCCUUUCCAGCGUCCACCCACCUCACAUGGGAAGCCUGUUAGGACAGUGUUAGGACACUGGCUGGUGCCAGCAAUUAGGAGGAGGCAGGAGGGCUUCAGGAGAAGUGGGCUGUCACCCAGGACACAACAGACACCAGGAAAGAACUGGGGCUUCUGAGGGUCACCUCUAUGGCUUUCCACCAGGAGCAGAAGCACGUUUCAUAGCUUUACUGGUUUAUUCAACCCAGGGCAACUGUUUUAAAAAUCAAUACACAGGAUGGGGGUAUGUGCACCCUAUGCGACGUACACAAUGUCAUGCAUGAUCCGUCAGUCAGCACAGGACAGGUCAGGAUGCAGACGAACGCGAUCCACUCAGGCCUACGCGGUUUUGUCCUCAACAGACCUUCCUAGAAGACACUAAGAUACAUUCUGCCUUCACAGUUUCUAAAAUAGAAACACGAGUUUUGAACCUUCUGGUCAGGUACUGAAUGGAGCUGGUGUUCCACUUUGGAAAGGGCUCAGAGCGUCUGCGCUGUCUGUUCUAUGAGCACCAGGAGGCUCUGCACAGAGGGAAACAGGGCAAGCCUGAGCAGGCCCUGGGGCAGCCCGCGGCACUGCUCACCACGGAGAGGAGGCCACUAUCCCUGGAAUACUUCACCAUCAGGUGAAACCUCCAGAAACCGAACUUCUAGCCUGUGACUGGCUUUCCCCCUUCCCCAAACCACCCUACUGAGUUGUUUCUGCAGCUCCAAAUGGCAGCUUAU